Selaginella moellendorffii is the source of this 859-nucleotide messenger RNA. RefSeq lists its product as uncharacterized. NCBI's taxonomy places the organism in Eukaryota, Viridiplantae, Streptophyta, Lycopodiopsida, Selaginellales, Selaginellaceae. The record is from RefSeq and is a predicted model, not a curated record. Bases 13 to 582 code for a protein of 189 amino acids. The transcript has 4 exons.
GAAGCGCGGGAAAUGCAGCCGGGGCGAUCGAUCACGCCAGCCGCGACAUCGCGAAUCCGGCCGCAUUCGCUAGGUCCGGAAAUAUUCCUCGCGGAUUGGAGCUCGAGGCACUGGCGAAUAUGGCCGUCCGGGUGGAGCUCGCAGAUGGGGCGAAGCUCCAACGCUCUUCCCGCAAAGCUUCCGCCAGGCAUUGAGAUGGCUAUCGAUGCCACAGGAACUCCACUUUUUGGAGAUUGUUGUUUUUCUGAAUCCAAUACGUUACUGCUCGCGUCGCCAAGAUAUUGUUCAUCUUGUGUGGCUGCUAGCUCGAUGCUUGUCUCAGUGGACGUCUACGCUCUCCAAAGGUACAUGGCGCGAACAUCCUCACUGUUGUGGAUAAGCCACUCAAGGGCGUCACGCCACUGGAGAUCCAUCUCCUGUUGCUUAACUUUUUUCGUUCUCUAUGCCAAGGUGAGCUGGAUCAUCAUCAAUCCUACACGUUUGUGGAGCUUCCAUCCCCGCCGCCACGAAAAACUUCUUCCAGCCGACAUAGAGGCCUUCGGUGUAGAUGGCAAUGAGUCGGCCGGGAUCUCGGGUCUCUGAAGACGAUGCGUGCUGCCCCUCCUCCUGAAAGCAGCUGCGGUACAAGCCAUAGUCAACAAUGUCUUCACUGUCCACCAGGUACGCAUUGUUGGGGGCCAGCUGAGGUGUGAUGCUGGAGAGGAGAUAGGUGAGCAGGAGCCUUCCGACCCGUCCGUUUCCGUCUCGAAACGGAUGAAUAAGCUCGAAGUUGAGGAAGAAAUCGACUGCCAGGUGCAAGAGCUUAGCAGUAAAGGUUGCAAGAUCUUCUUGCUCGGUGCAGAAGACGUCGUCCAGCUUG